Molecule: messenger RNA, 3103 nt
Organism: Entelurus aequoreus (snake pipefish)
Lineage: Eukaryota; Metazoa; Chordata; Actinopteri; Syngnathiformes; Syngnathidae
Product: oocyte zinc finger protein XlCOF20-like
Exons: 2
Coding region: 501-1364 (287 amino acids)
Source: RefSeq, a predicted model, not a curated record
ACAUAAAAAAAAGAAAACAUUUUAAAAAAGCACAGAGCUGAUGCAACCAGCUGCCACUUCACGCAAGGGAAACAUCAAAGGACACAAAGGGUAAUAAAGUAGCAGAGAGCUGAUGCAACCAGCUGCAACUUCAGCUGCGCCAUUACUACAAAGUAAAACACAACAACAACAAAAUGAGAAAUAAAUAAUACAUAUUGGGCACAUACGAUUGCACCAUGCACAGACAAACAACAAAAACAGCCUCUGCGUUGCUCCACGCCAUCGUCUGCGGGGGUGGGGGGGAAGCACAGCCAGAGACAGGAACAGACCCAACAAAGCAACCAACUAGACUGCCCACUGGCACUCGGCCAAUGCCCGGUCCGAGCGGAGGAGCGAGAAUCUGUCCAUGGAGACCGAAGUGUCCGAUACAUAACGACAGUCAUUUCCUCCGGUCUCUCCAGGUAUGCGCACGGACUCUGGUGUGACAGAAAGCCAGCAGCUGCAGUCUCACCGGUGCAAACAUGUCCAAGUCAUCAGACAUCAGUGACGAAGAUCUUCCCGCUGAGCAGCGGGAGUGGAGCACCUCGGCGGAGCCUGAGGAUCCUGGGCCUCCCCUCAUCAAAGAGGAGCAAGUAUGGACUCCGGAAGAGGCUGACGUCAGCGAGUUUCCAGUGACUUGUGUGGUUGUGAAGAGCGAAGACGCCGACGCCGAGAGGCCGCAGCUUGAGCAGAGUCAAAGUGAGGAGACGAGAAGAUCAGAAGCAGACAGCCUCUUAGCUCCAGUAUCUGACAGCGACGAGACGACGCCACACUCUGCUGACACUGAUGAUGAGGACUCUAAAGUGGAUAAGACGUCUCACACGGACAAAAAAUCAUUUCAGUGCUCUCAAUGUGACAAAACUUUUGGAUGGCUGACAACUUUCAAGAGACACAUGAGAGUCCACACGGGUGAAAAACCGUACGGCUGCUCAGUUUGCGGUAAAAGAUUCUCCUUAAAUUGCACUUUGACGAUACACAUGAGAACGCACACCGGAGAGAAACCUUUUCUCUGCACCAUUUGUAGCCAGAGGUUCUCUCGAAAAAGCGAUCUGGUGGUGCACACGAGAACGCACACGGGUGAAAAACCGUUCGUUUGCUCAGUCUGCGGCGAGACGUUCUCCCAAAGAGGAAAUUUGAACAUCCACAUGAGAUUACACACCGGAGAGAAACCGUUGUCGUGCCUGAUUUGUGGCGAAAAAUUCUCCCAUCGAGGCAGUUUGAUGAAUCACACCAGGAAACACACCGGAGAGAAACCGUUCAGUUGCAAAAAGUGUGACGGAAAAUUCUCUUAUAAGUAUCAGUAUCGCAAACACGUGUGUGCUGCUAUACGCGACGCAGCGCUUUGACUCAAUCAUGUAGCGUUAAAGUAACUUAUAUUCUUUUAUCACGUUUAAUAUGUGUAUCAACCAUUGGAAUGAAUUGAGCAUGUUUUCAUUAAGUCAUGUGACAUUUUCCUUGCAAGAAAAAUGCAAACAAAUUUUAGCACUGUAUAUAAAUGUCUGCAGUUGGGUUGUACGAUAUGCCAGUACUAAAAAACUGCGGUAGUAAUUAAUUAAAAAAGGUACAAUAAUGCCUUUAAAAAAAAUACCAGUACUUUUUUUUUCAUGGACAUGAUGACGCGCCAGGGCAUACUUGCCAACCCUCCCUAUUUUCCCGGGAGACUCACGAAUUUCAGUGCACCCUCCCGAAAAUCUCCCGGGGCAACCAUUCUCCCGAAUUUCUCCCAAUUUUCACCCGGACAACAAUAUUGGGGGCGUGCCUUAAAGGCACUGCCUUUAGCGUCCUCUCUCACCUGAAAAGGAGACUAUUAUAUAUGUCUCCGUUAUCCAUAGGUUUAUCUAUAACCCAUAAAGUAGGCAGGCACGGAGCUAUUUCUCAGCGUGUGUUUUAUUCCAGCCGGCACGUUAAUACACUGACACACAACAUCCGGAUUCCCGUCAUGCAUUGCUUCAAAACUACGGCAAGUAGUAAUGUCCAAAAACAUAACAGAGGAACGAAGGAGAGACAUGGCGACGACGAGUAAGAAGAAGAAGUACGCUUGCAAGUUCCAAAAUGAUUGGAAAAAAAUAAUUUCAGUUCAUCCAGGACAGCUCGAAGGGGAAGGGGUAUGCUGCCUGCACAUUUUGUAGAUCUGACUUCUCCAUUGAACACGAUGGCCGAACGGAUAUACUCAUUCAUGAACAUAUUAUUUUAUAUAUAUAUAUUAGGGGUGUAACGGUACGUGUAUUUAUAUUGACCCGUUUCGGUACGGGGGUUCCGGUUCGGUUCGGAGGUGUACCGAACGAGUUUCCACACGGACAUAUUAAGUAGCGUAACGCACGUUGUGUAAACAAUGCACACCGAGGCACAACACACGGCAUGCUAGCAGCUAACGGGCUACGAUAGACUGACUAUACGUCCUCUUUUCACCGGACAUGUCCUCUUUUGCGGAGCUGUCAGGGCGGAGUUUCUUAAAUGCCUCAAAUGUCCAAAAUUUUGAGUUAGGGUUGCGUGUAUUUUCAAUGUACGUUCAGGGUUAAGAAGGGGUUGAAAACAAAACAAAUUGUGCGCGCAGCAGCAUUGUGAGGGAGGGGCAGAGACAGAGAGAACGAGAGAGUUAUGAUAAACGCGCAUGAGUCACCAGGCUCUGCUUUUUAUCCAUAGAUUUAUCAGAUUUAAUUUUUUAUUAUCUUCAGCAGGAGGCCAUUUGCUGCCCACAGCUAAUGUUUUAAAGGCCCACGGCACAUUCUAAAAAAUACUAUUAAAAUAAACAAAAACAUAACAAAAGUGAAUUAAAAAUGCUUAAAGGUUAAAUGUAAUUUAGAAAAAGUUGCAAUGUUGACUAAUAAAACAAAGCUGUUUUUUUUUCUCUUUCAAACUGUCAUUGCUCAAAACAUAAUAUUGAAUCAAAAUCAGUGUUAUUAUGAAUUAUUGACCUAUCCAAGGUUCUGAUUACUUCACAUCAAAUAUUCCACUAAGAAAAAUAUUUGGUAAAUAAAUAACCCAAAAAUGUAUAUUUGGUUGUUUUCUUACUGUACCGAAAAUGAACCGAACCGUGACCUCUAAACCGAGGUACGUACCGAACCGACAUUUUUGUGUACCGUUA